This is a messenger RNA of Synchiropus splendidus (mandarinfish), 1510 nucleotides long. It is a transcript of the gene pcid2, whose product is annotated as PCI domain containing 2. Gene Ontology annotation, cellular component: transcription export complex 2. The record is from RefSeq and is a predicted model, not a curated record. Bases 128 to 1327 code for a protein of 399 amino acids. Lineage: Eukaryota; Metazoa; Chordata; Actinopteri; Syngnathiformes; Callionymidae. The transcript has 15 exons. Gene Ontology annotation, biological process: poly(A)+ mRNA export from nucleus; transcription elongation by RNA polymerase II; post-transcriptional tethering of RNA polymerase II gene DNA at nuclear periphery. Gene Ontology annotation, molecular function: RNA binding; double-stranded DNA binding.
CUUCCCGGAUAUCCUGUGACGUAGACGGACGUUAAGUAGUGUGGUUUGAAUCGUUUUGCUCCACACACUUUCAAGACAACCGUUUUAAUUAAAGGUUGACGGACGUAGGCGUUGUAUCGAUGAUAUCAUGGCUCACGUGACCAUCAACCAGUACCUACAGCAGAUCUAUGAAGCUGUGGACAACAGAGAUGGACAUGCCUUCUCGGAGCUGCUGUCAUUCAAACAUCCUCAUGUCGCCAAUCCACGUCUCCAGCUGGUAAACCCAGAAGAAAAGUGUCAGCAGAUUCUGGAGCCCCCCUAUGAUGAGCUGGUUGCAGCCCACUUGAGGUGUACAUACGCAGUGGCCAAUCAUGACUUUAUGGAGGCGUACAAGUUUCAGACCAUAGUGGUCCAAUCAUUCCUCAGAGCAUUUCAGUCACACAAGGAAGAGAACUGGGCUCUGCCGGUGAUGUUCUCUGUUACACUGGACCUCAGAGUCUUUGCUAAUAAUGCAGAAAAGCAACUCCAAAAGAAGGGAAAAGGUCAGCCGGGUGAGAUGUUGGAGAAAGCUGCCGAACAUCUGAUGAGUGGUUUCAGAAUCUGUGCGAGUGACAAUCGUGCAGGGAUUGAAGACUCAAAAAAAUGGGGGAUGAUGUUUCUGAUCAAUCAACUUUUCAAGAUCUACUUCAAGAUCAACAAGCUGCACCUUUGCAAACCUCUGAUCAGAGCCAUUGACAGCUCCACUCUGAAAAACGACUACAGUACAGCGCAGAGGGUCACGUACAAAUACUAUGUUGGGCGAAAGGCCAUGUUUGAUAGUGACUUCAAGACAGCUGAGGAAUGUCUGUCAUUUUCGUUUCGCCACUGCCAUCGCUCCAGCCAGAAGAACAAGAGAAUGAUUCUUAUUUACCUGCUGCCAGUCAAGAUGCUCCUGGGCCACAUGCCGACGCUGCAGCUACUUCGUAAAUAUGAUCUCAUGCAAUUUGCUGAUGUCACCAAAGCCGUCAGUGAAGGGAACCUUCUCCUGCUCAAUGAGGCUCUGACCCGUCACGAGACCUUCUUCAUCCGGUGUGGAAUUUUUCUGAUUUUGGAGAAGCUGAAGAUCAUCACCUACAGAAACCUGUUCAAGAGAGUGUACCUUCUACUGAAGAGUCAUCAACUGCCACUUGACUGUUUCCUGGUGGCUUUGAGGAUGAUGAAGGUCGACGACACUGACAUUGAGGAAGUUCAGUGCUUGCUGGCUAACCUUAUUUUCAUGGGUCACAUCAAAGGUUACAUUUCUCAUCAGCACCAGAAACUUGUUGUCAGUAAACAGAACCCAUUCCCAGCUCUCUCCUCAGUCUCUUAGACGUCCACUGGGUCUCCCUGCAGCUCGCCCGACAGCUACUUGGUUAUCAUUUAACAAUAAAAAUGUUUUUUUUGGUACUUGUAUUUCACUUCUAUUGUAAUCUAACCCACCUAGUCAUGUGCGUGGCUAGUUUCAUCUUUCAACUUCGGGAUGUCAAACUGAAUCCACCUCGACCCCCAGCCC